AUGGUGGGGUGUAUUAUAUUCAUCAAUGAAGCGGAUGAAAAUCGUUGAAGAUCAGAAUUCAAAUUCAAGCAGAAAAAAAUCAUUUGCGUGGGCCUUGAUAGACAAACUUACUCGGUCUCUAUACUGAUUAAAGGUAACACGUACUUUGUAUGAUGCGCUUAAGCUGGUCUAAAUACCAUCAUUAUGUAAAAAUAAUACUCAAUUUGUCACAUUCUGUAUGACGCACUUUUCUUUUUCAGUCCAUCUAAAAAAAAUAGUAACACACUUUCCUUAAAUGCAUAUAUCUAGUCAAAUAGCAAGUCCCUCAAGUUUAAAUUCUAAAUCCGCAUCCACUCUCCAACUCCAUUAUAUAAACAUCAGCACUUCUAUCCUGCAGAUACACACAACGCACCCAGUUUCUCUUUUUUGUUUUUUUUGUUUUGUUUUUGUUUCUGUUUUCUUCAUUCAUCAAUGGCUAAAGAGGGAAUAAAAGUGCCAAGAAUGAAACUGGGUUCACAAGGCCUUGAAGUAUCUGCCCAAGGACUGGGUUGCAUGGGUAUGUCUGCAUUUUAUGGGCCCCCAAAACCUGAAUAUGAAAUGAUCAAACUUGUUCACCAUGCCAUUAACUCUGGUAUCACUUUUCUUGAUACUUCUGAUAUAUAUGUCCCUUACACCAACGAAAUCCUCAUAGGCAAGGCUUUAAAGGGAGGGAUGAGAGAACAAGUUGAGUUAGCAACGAAAUUUGGAAUUAGUUCUGCAGAUGGGAAAAUAGAGAUAAUUGGAGAUCCCUGCUAUGUUAGAGCUUCAUGUGAGGCCAGCUUAAAGAGACUUGAUGUUAAUUGCAUCGAUUUGUACUAUCAGCAUAGGAUUGACACGCACGUGCCAAUCGAAAUCACGAUGGGAGAACUUAAGAAGCUGGUUAAAGAGGGUAAAAUUAAAUAUAUAGGUCUCUCGGAGGCUUCAGCAGGGACCAUCAGGAGAGCGCACCAAGUUCAUCCAAUAACAGCAGUUCAAUUAGAAUGGUCUCUGUGGUCAAGAGAUGUAGAGGAAGAAAUAAUUCCUACUUGCAGGGAGCUUGGAAUUGGAAUUGUAGCAUACAGUCCCUUAGGAAAAGGAUUUCUGUCAUCAGGUCCAAAACUGCUCGAGGAUUUGUCGAAUGAAGACUUUCGGAAGCAUAUCCCAAGGUUUCAAGCCGAGAAUCUUGAGCAUAACAAGAUCUUGUACGAGAGAAUUUGCCAAAUGGCAACCAAGAAGGGAUGCACGCCGUCUCAACUAGCCUUAGCGUGGGUUCACCACCAAGGAAAUGAUGUGUGCCCCAUCCCAGGUACCACUAAGAUCGAAAACUUCAACCAGAAUAUCGGAGCUUUGUCAAUUAAUUUAAAUACAAAAGAUAUGGCGGAGCUUGAAUCCAUUGCUUCAGCUGAUGCAGUCAAAGGUGAAAGAGAUGCCUCUGGUGCAACUACUUAUGAUUAUAAAAACUCUGAUACUCCACCCUUGUCAACUUGGAACGCUGCACGAUAGAGUUUUGCGCACCAUACAUUAUAAUACAACGACACAUGUUUUUUGUUGGAAAUUGUAAACUUAAAUGUUAAAAGUUAUGUUUCUUUAAGCGUCUAUGUUUAUUUAACUUUUGUGUUACCGAAAUAUAUA
This is a messenger RNA of Lycium barbarum (goji berry), 1629 nucleotides long. RefSeq names its product auxin-induced protein PCNT115-like. Bases 451 to 1500 code for a protein of 349 amino acids. The transcript has 6 exons. NCBI's taxonomy places the organism in Eukaryota, Viridiplantae, Streptophyta, Magnoliopsida, Solanales, Solanaceae. The record is from RefSeq and is a predicted model, not a curated record. Gene Ontology annotation, cellular component: cytoplasm.